AUGGGAGGGGUAGUUUCAAGUUUUCGAAGAAAGUCAGAAGACAAUUAUGAAAAAAUCUUAUCAGAAUUAGAUGAAAAUAUUCGACAAGCGGAAAUUCGAUUAAGAGAAAUAAGAAUUCGAGAACGAAAUGCCGUAAUUAUUUUAAUAGUAUAUUCAUUAAUAGCGUACGCAACUUAUGUAAUUGGAUAUUGGUAUUUCGUAUAUAUGUCAAAUGAAGAAGAAGGAUGGGAUUUAUUAAAAUUGGCACCAGUAUUUACGGGACCAUUUCUUAUUGUGAUUGGAUAUAAAUUUGAAACUUUAUGGUUUAGAAGAAAAGAGACAAAUGAACAAACUCAACUUGAACAACUUAAAGCAAAACAAAAACUUAAGGACAAAAUGGAUUACGAUCAGGAGGAAAUAUUCGACCUAAUCAAAUGA
Messenger RNA from Diversispora eburnea, 417 nucleotides. The record is from the annotation of a GenBank genome assembly. NCBI's taxonomy places the organism in Eukaryota, Fungi, Glomeromycota, Glomeromycetes, Diversisporales, Diversisporaceae.